Trichomycterus rosablanca is the source of this 4141-nucleotide messenger RNA. It is a transcript of the gene mcf2la, whose product is annotated as mcf.2 cell line derived transforming sequence-like a. Lineage: Eukaryota; Metazoa; Chordata; Actinopteri; Siluriformes; Trichomycteridae. The record is from RefSeq and is a predicted model, not a curated record. Gene Ontology annotation, molecular function: guanyl-nucleotide exchange factor activity; protein binding. The transcript is spliced from 31 exons. The coding region runs from base 90 to 3575 and encodes 1161 amino acids. Gene Ontology annotation, cellular component: cytoplasm. Gene Ontology annotation, biological process: positive regulation of Rho protein signal transduction; intracellular signal transduction.
UCCAUCGUCUUUCUCCUCCUCUAGUCUCUCCCUGUUCUCUGGCAGCAACACCAGCAGCAUCCUCCCUGUGUCCCUUUUUGCACCUCGCUAUGAUCCUCUGGGUAAAAAUGGGCAAAAUGGCUCUGCAGGAGCUCUUGAGGAGGCUCAGCGCUGUCACACACAGCAUCGAUGAGAUCAUGCAGCAGGAGACCAGUCCGCUCUAUGCUGCUGACAUAUGCCCUGAUCUCAGGAAACGCUUUGCCUUCCUGUCAGGGGGCAGAGGUGCGAAUGGCAGCCCCAUCAUCGUCUUCCCAGAGUUCCCUACGUUUACUGAGCUGGAGGAUCAAGAAUUUCACAAUGUAUUGAGCUACCUGACCAGUGUACCCAGCCUCGGCGCAUCAGGAGUUGGCUUCAUCCUGGUCAUCGACCGCAGGCAAGACAGAUGGGCAGCAGUAAAGGGAACACUACUGCGCAUCGCUGGCUCUUUCCCAGGAAACCUGCAGCUGGUAUUGGUGUUGCGGCCCACCACCCUGUUACAGCGCACACUUUCCGACUUCUUAUUUAGGUUCAACAAAGAUGAGUUUAAAAUGAAGGUGCCGGUCAUCAUGCUUAGUUCAGUGACUGAGCUGCACAGCUACAUAGAUCGUUCCCAACUCACCCAGGAACUAGGGGGCACUCAGGAGUACUGCCACGAGAAGUGGCUCUCACACCGCACAGCUAUAGAAGGCUUCGCCCUGAUGGUGAAGAAGACAGCUCAGACUCUGCAGGCAUUUGGGACAGAGCUGGCAGAGACUGAGCUGCCCAAUGACAUAGAGUCCACAUCCACCCUGCUGAGCACCCACACAGAAAAGAAAGAAAACAUGAAGGAGGAUCUGAAAAUAGCUUUAAGUCAAGGAGGGCGUUUAUUAGAGAGCAUUAACGAGCCACUGGUUGCAGAUCCAGACUACAGCAUGAACCAUGAUGAGCUGGAAAACCUGGCUACUGUACAGAGGUUACUGGAGCAGUUGGAUGAGACAGAAACAGCGUUUGAUGAUUUCUGGGAGAGACAUCAGACCAAGCUGGAGCAGUGUCUUCAGCUCCGCUAUUUUGAACACAACUUUAGGGAGGUCAGAGCACAUUUGGAUCAGGUUGCUGACAGACUGUCUAGCUUCUCAGAAGUGGGUAUAAGCCCUGCUCAUGGUGAACACAUCCUGAAAGAGCUGACUAGUCAUGAAGAAAAAACAUGUGAUGUGCUGGACAGGGCUUUGGCUCUGGCUGCUGAAGGAGACACACUGAUUGAGAAUUCCCACUAUGCUGUGGACUCCAUCAUGCCCAAAUGUUUAGAGCUCAGACAUGUAUGUGAGGAGGUGGGAGCUGUCCUGAAGGCCAAAAAGACCCACCUGCUUAAAGCCAUGGAACUCCACUCCAGCCUUGAAAAGACCACCAAAUGGUGCGAUGAAGGAAUUUAUCUUCUAGCGUCUCAACCUGUUGACAAGUGCCAGUCACAAGACGGAGCUGAGGCAGCGUUGCAGGAGAUUGAGCGCUACUUGGAUACAGGCAAUCUGCACAUGCUAACAGACUUAAAUAGCAUCUGGAGAGAUUAUGAGUCUGUCCUCACUGCAGACUUUAGAGAGCAGGUGGAGCGGGUCUUUCAGAAGCAGCUGUCAAUGCAGGACAUGUUUGAGAAAAGGAGAGUUAGCCUGAAGAAGCUAGCAGCCAAGCAGACACGGCCUGUCCAACCGGUUGCCCCUCGACCCGAGGCCAUCAAAUCACACGUGUCUUCUCCUGUCCACAAGGAGAUUUCAUUGUCAACAGAAAUCAUCAACAACAGAAAGGGUAGUACGAUCUUGCAGAAUGGCAAACAGACCUAUCUCUCAGAAGAGGAGGAAAGCCUCGCUGUACUCAGACGGCAUGUAAUGAACGAGUUGUUGGAGACGGAAAGAGCGUAUGUAGAAGAGCUGCUGUGUGUACUUCAGGGUUAUGCAGAUGAGAUGGACAACCCAAACAUGGCUCACCUCAUCCCUGUCUCACUCCACAACAAAAAAGAAAUUCUGUUUGGCAACAUGGACGAAAUCUACCAGUUUCACAACACAACUUUCCUCAGAGAACUGGAGGCUUACAUGGACUGCCCUGAGCUUGUAGGCCGAUGCUUUUUAGAAAGAAUGACAGAUCUUGAAAUUUAUGAGAAGUAUUGUCAGAAUAAGCCACGCUCUGAGUCAUUAUGGCGGCAGUGCUCUGACUGCGCCUUCUUCCAGGAAUGCCAGAGAAAACUAGAGCACAAGCUGGGCCUGGACUCGUACUUGCUGAAACCUGUACAGCGCAUCACAAAAUACCAGCUCCUGCUAAAGGAGUUACUAAAGUACAGCAAGGGCUGUGAGGGUUCGGAAGACCUGCAGGAGGCACUCUCAUCCAUUCUUGGCAUUCUCAAAGCCGUCAACGACUCCAUGCACCUUAUCGCCAUUACAGGAUAUGAGGGAAACCUAAAUGAGCUGGGCAGGCUGCUGAUGCAGGGAUCAUUCAGUAUGUGGACAGAACACAAGAAAGGUCAUGCUAAAGUCAAGGACCUGGCACGGUUUAAGCCGAUGCAGCGGCACCUGUUCCUGCAUGAGAAAGCCCUGCUCUUCUGUAAGAAACGCGAAGAGAGCGGCGAGGGCUAUGAGAAAGCACCAUCCUACAGCUUCAAACACUCGCUCAACAUGAGCGCUGUGGGCAUUACAGAGAAUGCCAAAGGAGACAACAAGAAAUUUGAGAUCUGGUACAACUCACGAGAAGAGGUCUACAUUGUCCAAGCCCCAACACCAGAGAUCAAAAUGGCAUGGGUGAAUGAGAUCCGUAAAGUUCUAACCGGCCAGCUGAAAGCCUAUAGAGAGGCCAGUCAGCACAAGUCAGAGCAGCUCUCUCCACUUCCCACGUCCAACACCAUGAUUAGCCUAAGUCCUUUUAAAAACAGUCAGAAGAAUCAGAAGAAAGGGGAGGAGAAAAAAAUAGAAUUUGGUGUUCCUGACCUCAGCAUAGCACCCUCGUCUAAAAACUCAGAUAAGAUGAAAGAGGAGAUAGUAACCAGUCCCACCUCAGACAGGGCAGCUGGGGCUAAAAAGCGUUUUACACUGCAGGGCUUCAGCAACCUCAAGAGUCAAAAAGGAUCUCCUCCUAGUCCUGACUACAAAACUAAACGACAUGAGAUUAAGAGAGAUCCAACACCAUUUGGAUUCAGAGGUUUCAGUAAGGCGUCUCUCUCUAUGGAUGCCUCGGAGGAGAUGGAUGGUUAUUCCAGUGCAGAGGAUCCUUCAAACUCCGACCCUGAGGAUGAGGGAAAAAAACUGUCUCCUGGCAGGUACGUGGUGGUGGCCGACUAUGACGGAGGUGCUCCGGACCUGACAGUAAAGAACGGAGACACGCUGCAGCUGGUCCGUGAAGGCACUGACGGACAGUGGUUUGUGCGUAACCUGAACAACAGUCAGGAAGGCUGGGUACCCGCUGCUAAUCUGCUCACUCUGAUUGGAGAGUCCAAGUCCUCACAGUCUCUCACCAGCUCAGAAUGCAGCGGGUCUGGCAACUUGAGCACUUCAUCCAGCUGUAGCGAGACCUACACCAGCUUCUCCGACAUCAAGCCCUGAUGUCCGGGUCUCUGACCUGCCUCUACUGCACAGCCCUGUGGCAGCCCGACACAAUGCACUUUCUACUGAGACACCUUCUCCAUGUACUGCAUCCUGGACCAGAACCUCAGCCCUGUGAGUUUAAUGCACAGCUUCCAUGGUACAUCACAUCAGUAGUUUAGUGUUACAGAGACAGGAGUCUCCAUGUUCACUCUCCUGUCUGAGAAUAAGCUACUGAUGUAUUCUAGUGCAAUAUUCUUUGGUUACAAAAUAAAACACUUGAUCCACUAUACUGAAAGCUGUGAUCAUUCCUCCUCUGCGUGAUUGGACUGCUGUUAUACCGAGAAAAAUCUAAAUGGUUUUAUAUUUUCAUGAGCAUUUUUAUACAAUGCACCACCCCUUGCCAACAAAAUAGAGCAUUAUAUGACAUGGAUAAAGGUCUUUGGAGUCGUGUCCAGUUUUUUAUACUGUGAAAUGUUCUGUCCUGUACACAGUAUGUAUUCAUUAUAUAUUGGUGUAUAUUUUAGAUUUUCCUGUAUAAUAAAUAUUUGUACAUAUGUUAUAACGUUACCUCUUUUUCACUAAGA